This is a messenger RNA of Lingula anatina, 2192 nucleotides long. RefSeq lists its product as uncharacterized. Lineage: Eukaryota; Metazoa; Brachiopoda; Lingulata; Lingulida; Lingulidae. The record is from RefSeq and is a predicted model, not a curated record.
GCCUCCAACAGGUACAUUGAGGACGCUUUUAAGCAAACAACCAUUGUAUCCUAAUGUACAUGUCUUGGUGGAAACACUCGUCCUGACGUCAUACCCAUUUCUAAAACAUGUCGAUCCAGGACCGACUUGGGGUCAAACCUACUUUGCCAGUGUAGACAUCUAGAGUGACACGCGUGGUCGAUGAGCUGAUGCAUUGCCCAACGCGAGCUGGUAGUUGCUCAAACACAAUAACUAACUUUGUAACUCUAACCAUUGUCAAGGUAUUCCGGAGACGAGUGUCAUCCGGGGGAUUAUUUUUUUUUCUGGGGACUGAUUCUGUGGCGUGUCACAUUAUCGUUAAUUAGAGCUGAGGCGACUAACGAGACACAUUAAUUGGUAUAAAGGAGAUACCCCGAGUUGUAACCGACACACACGUAAUAAGAGAGAGUGAAAAGAGAGACAGAGAGAGAGAGAUAAAGAGGGAGAAACAACCCGUAGCGUGCAUUUGAUUUCGUAGGUUUUUUCGUAGACCGUGUGAGGAGGUAACGUUUAGAAGGUCACAGUGAUAUAAAGAAGAACAUUUUAAAGGUUUUUAAUAUGCAGACUUUUAACGCGACAUCGUGGAGCAUCGGGGUGUGCCUCCUUGCUGUUCUGUACCUCAUAUAUUGUACAGGGCUAUCAGAAGCCAGCUACAUAUACACGGGGGAGGAAGGACAGGCACUGAACCCUCUGAUGGAGCCGAUCAAUGACGACCUGAACGAGCCCCAGGUUCUCCCUAUUAACCCCGUGUUACCGCGUUCCCUUCUGGCCCGUAUCUGGCCCCAGUUCAGCCGCGAGGUCCGGAAUGGCGUGUAUAAGAAGAAGCAGUGCAAGCCGGGUCUGCUGACUAUGUUUGGUUGCAGUAGAGGAUAAACUCCCUGUUCUGUUUGAAAGUGUUUUGCAUUCAUUUGGAGACCUUAUAUUAUUUGGACAAAGGACAAAACUCUUAUUAUAUGACAAAAGGAUGGAUAUUUUAUUGAAUGGAUGGUGAAUACUAUUUUCAUUUCUCGCAUGCCGACUGACUAGAACUCUUCAGAGCGUACACGCAUGUUUUAUCUACUUCUUGGAGAAUGCGCAUAUUAUUCAGAGAGAAUCUUCUGUCUUGCAGAAAAAAAGUACAUAUUUGGAAUGCCAUAUUUCGUUCACGAGAGCAUGAAGGAUGGAUUAUUUCACUUCAUGAAAUGGCGAUAUUAACAGUUUUUCGUUUUACACGUGCAUGGUGAAGUCAUUGACGUCAGAACUGGUGUGCAUGUCUUGCAGAGUUUCAGUUAUAUAGAUAUAUACGAAAUCACUGUUGGUGACGUAACGGUCCCUUGCGCGCUUUCUUUCAGCUGGCAUCAUUAUACAGAACGGAAGAGAAGACCAACCAAAGCUGAUCACGAUUUAGUCCAAAUGUAUCUCGAGCCUUCAGAGUGACAGAAAUGCAAAUCAAUUCACAGCCGCCACGUAAAGAAUGAAAACCAAAUCUAAUAAUGGGCAUUCACGUACGACAGAUGGUAUGAGAUCCGAAGUUUUCUCCAUAUCCCGUAAAACCCACCAGGAAACUGAAACUGGACAUGGUGAUGUUUAAUUGCCAUUCUUUAUUCGAAUAAACCUACAACCGGACCAAGCAAAAUAUACACUUUAAUAUUCCCAAUCCGUCGUGAAGAACAAAGCUGUUGGCUCCAAUCAUUAAACUUAAAAGUAUCAAUGCUGUGUGCAUUAAAUUCUGGUAAACCAAGUUAAAUCAUUUCUUCAGAUUUUGUAUGAUUUUGGUUUAAGUAAUUACAAACGGCCAACAUAAUUAAGUUAGGAAAUUCACUGAUUACUGUAUUUAACCUUAUUUGACGAUAAUAGUUUUGAUGAAAAAAGAUCACUCACAUGUGAAACAGCAUAUAAUUGCAACAUGCUUAGUUUUAGCUCACAACGGAAAAACGGAAUCCCAUAUAUGACAUCAUCUAUAUACUGCUUACUGGACUCGUGUUUUGUAUGUGUUUUAUAAGUAGAAAUCGGUAAAAGUCAAUCACAUCCAUUCAUUCAUAUUCAUUAGUCGUAUUUUGAUCUAAUUAAAUUAAAUCGUAUCUUUUAUAGGUCAUACUUCAUUUGUUUAUAUUUGUUUAACUCUUUCGUUUGUCAGCAGAUCCAUUUAUUCUUUCACAAAAGCGAAUGGAAUUUUUGAAAAUAUAAUAAAUGGC